GAUGUGAUUUUGAUAAAAGAAGUUGGGAAAGUAUACAUAUAAACCAACAAUAUAAUGUUUCAGAUUCUUAUAGAAAUAAAUCAGAUUUGACCAGAUCAAUUCAAGCUGAGAAGCGAGCUG
Messenger RNA from Dentiscutata erythropus, 120 nucleotides. The record is from the annotation of a GenBank genome assembly. Lineage: Eukaryota; Fungi; Glomeromycota; Glomeromycetes; Diversisporales; Gigasporaceae.